Molecule: messenger RNA, 1301 nt
Organism: Bipolaris sorokiniana ND90Pr
Lineage: Eukaryota; Fungi; Ascomycota; Dothideomycetes; Pleosporales; Pleosporaceae
Exons: 3
Coding region: 150-1121 (323 amino acids)
Biological process (GO): L-valine catabolic process
Cellular component (GO): mitochondrion
Molecular function (GO): 3-hydroxyisobutyrate dehydrogenase activity; NAD binding; NADP binding
Source: RefSeq, a predicted model, not a curated record
CAGACUGUUGGAGAACUGUGCCCCACCUUGUUAGUUGCAAGCCAGCCACUACGAGUUUGGUAGGUGGGCGUACGUAUUGUUGUCAGAAAUUUAUGACCGAACGAUUUUGACCCCCAACCUUCUUGCGAUUUCUACCGUACGCGAAUAAAAUGCCGCAACCAUACGAAUUCAGCAAGCUCGGCUUCAUUGGCCUGGGUGCCAUGGGAGCACCGAUGCUGUCCCACCUGGCUAGAAAGCUACCAAAAGAUUCGCGUAUAUGGGUCCAUGAUGUUGUCGAACAAGUGGUAGACGACAUCUGUGCUGAGUUUCCCAACAAAGUGUUGAAGGGGAAGAACGCUAAGGAUGUCGCACAACAAGCCGACACGAUUAUCACAAUGGUACCCGAGGGUUCGCAUGUACGAUCUGUAUAUCUCGACCCCGAUAAUGGCGUAUGCAGUACGGAUAUCUCGAACAAGCUGCUUAUCGAUUGCUCGACAAUUGAUACUGCAACAAGUCUGGCAGUGAAAGAACAUGUUACAAAUCGUUUCCCUUCGGCAGCGUUCUAUGAUGCUCCGGUUAGUGGCGGUGUGGUGGGCGCAAUCAAAGGCACAAUCGCGUUCUUCCUAGGCUGCGGAGAGUCGGAUGCGAAUAUGGGGUGCCUCACUUAUUUGCUGGGUCUUAUGGGUGGACAAGUUAUACCUUGUGGUGGGCCAUCUCUUGGUCUCGCAGCAAAGCUAUCAAACAACUACCUUUCCGGCAUAAUUGCAAUAGCCUGCUCCGAAGCGUUUGAUAUGGGCAUGCGUAGUGGGUUGGACCCUCGUACGUUGGCCAAGGUGUAUGCUGCAGGUACAGCUCAAAACACUAUAUGCGACAAAUUCUGUCCUGUUCCUCAUGUCUACCCAGAGGCACCAUCUUCGGGAGGGUGGAAGCAGGGCUUCAAGAUACAGCUGAUGCGGAAGGACUUUGGACUCGCGGUGGACAUGGCAAAGAGAGUGGGUUCUCAGAAUGUACUGGGUGAGGUUGGAUUGAAGACAUAUGAUGGAGCUGCCAACAACCCGCGUUGUAGAGAUUUGGAUUCUCGUGUAGUCUAUCGCUAUCUCGGCGGGCAGGAAGACUGGCAGGCUAAGUCAAACGGGACAUGAGUGGCAAGUUGUUUGUAAGAAGGCCACGUAAUCUGCAUGACAUAUGGUGUUCCGCAGAAGAAACAAGUUAGGGUGAAUCGUUCAUCUGAGGCUAGUCAUGAUGGUCCACAGUAAAAGGUUGGGGAAGUUGGAGAAGUUGGGGAAGCUUGGGUGGGGUAAUGGCCUGAGUCCGCCGUCAAU